AUGGGAUGGGGACGCCAGCAAGCCGGGGUGGUGCUCCCCAAGAACGUCAAGGAUGCCCCGGAGAAGGAUCCGCGGCCGCUCACCAUGGCCGAGGAGAUGAAGCCAUUGCUCGUGGUGAUGCGCCAAAUUUUUCUCAUGCCAAUCCAUUUCCCCGGCGACGGCUCAGCCAAGUUCACGCUGCGCUCCGGGACCAUGUACUUCAACUACGUCGGCUGCGGCAUCUUCAUCGUGGACUCGGCGCAGGAGGCCGUGUACCGCAUGACGGUGCUUCUGGACUGCAAGAACUUCAGCGACGCCGUGUUCCAGACCUUCUUCUACAUCCUCUUGCAUACGCACUUCUUCACCCCGUUUCUACACUGGCCCGCUGCGCCAGGCUUCGUCCGCUACCUCGACCGCUGGACCGAAUUCCAGGGCCGCUUCCGGCGGGUGACGGGGCGGCCGCUGGCCCUCUCGGUGCGGCCGCUGGCGCUGCACAAGAGCGUGGCCGCGCUGCUCGUGCCGCUGGUGCUCUGCUGCAUCACGGCGCUCACCAUGAAGACGGCCAACUGGAAGAACCAGCCGCUGGGCUGGAUCGCCGCCGCCUUCCAGGCGUGCGUGCCGGCCUUCUGGGACGUCCUGGGCACCGCGGUGGUCAACGCGUCCACCGCGCUGGCGGGGCACUUCAGGGAGGAGGUGACGGCGGCCGGUGGCGUCCCGGAGCCGUCCAGGGUGCGCGCCUACCGCGAGCUGUGGCUGGAGCUGCGCGAGCUCACGGAGGGCACCACCAAGGCCUGGGGCGUCUGCACCAUGCACUACGUCCUCGUAGCCACGGCGUCCGUCCUCGUCGCCGGCUUUGGCGUUCUCGCCCAGUGCACGGAGGGCAUCUCCAACCCCAUCCUGUUCACGGUCAUGUUCCUCAUCUCGGUGGACUCGCUGUGGCACAUCUCGGUGCUGUGCUCGGCGGGGCACCGCAUGCAGGGCAGCGUGGGCGGCGCCGCCCGGGACGUGCUGCUGUCCAUGCGCACCAGCGGCCGAGCCGGCGGCCCCGACAUGGAGCUGCUGCAGAGCGAGGUGAAUUAUUUUCUGAUUGUGAUGAGGAAACCCCCUGUCAUCUCCUUGUACGGGUACAUCACUCUCAAGCUCACGCUCACCGUCACCGUAAGUAACAAGGCAUUGCGGGGCAACUACUAUCACCAUCACUUGCUCCCAUCUGGGACAAAUUGGACAAAUCUAGUUCCUAUUUCUCAUCAGUUCUGA
Molecule: messenger RNA, 1236 nt
Organism: Frankliniella occidentalis (western flower thrips)
Lineage: Eukaryota; Metazoa; Arthropoda; Insecta; Thysanoptera; Thripidae
Product: gustatory and odorant receptor 22-like
Exons: 5
Coding region: 1-1236 (411 amino acids)
Biological process (GO): sensory perception of taste
Cellular component (GO): membrane
Source: RefSeq, a predicted model, not a curated record